AUGUCUGAACAAGACAUCCAUCCAAAUAAAUAUGGUGAACUUCGAAGUAUCUAUAAAUACUACAUUGAUUCAUAUAUUGCAUUGUAUCAGCUGAAAACCGAAAACGAAGGAGAAUUAAACAAGAUAUAUAAAACGAUCAAAACAGAAUUGAUUGAUUCAAAUAAACAUCCUCCUCAAAUAAUUAUACGAGACGUUUUAAAUAUCAUUCCGUAUAAUAAUCGCUAUACAAAGUCAUAUUUGACUCUCGCCAAACUAAUAUCUGAUGAUUAUCAUGUCAAAGAAGCCAAUAGAGUUGAUCUCAUUUCAAACUACUUGUUUUAUAAAGAAUAUGGAAUUAAAUUAGAUAAAUAUGAUGAUUUCGAAAAAAUUAAAACCGAAAAUCUUGCAAUUCAUACAGAAAAUACAAUUUACAGAGCAAUUAUGUAUAAUGACUUAGAAAAAUUCGCUUUCUUCAUUGAAAGAGAAGAAUUUAAUGAAGAUCAAAAACUUAAAAGCACUUUUUAUCCAUCCACUGAUAAAGAAGGAUAUUCAUUACUUGAAUUAUGCUGUUACCAUGGAGCAGUUGAUUGUUUCAAGUUUUUAAGAACGAAAUUUCAAUCAGAAAUAACUCAAACAUGUUUAGGAUUUUCAUUUUUAGGAGGAAAUGCAGAGAUCAUGAGUGAAUGUUUGAAACAUCAAAAACCAAAUAAAUAUUGCAUGGAAUAUGCAAUUAUAUCACACAACAUUGACUUUGUUACAUUCUUGAUGAAUGAGUACAAUAUAGAGAUCGAAUUAUUUUAUUGCGGAGGUUUUAGAAAUCUUGAAUCAUUUUUAGUUUAUUUCGAUCAAACUAAUAACGAUAACGAAUGCUUUCUUCAUUCAUCACGUUUUAAUAUUCCAUCCCUUUGCAAAUAUUUCCUUUCUCAUGGUGCAAAUAUCAAAGAAAAAAAAUAUUUUCGGAAAAACUGCUCUUCAUUUUGCAGCAAAAGAAAAUUGUAA
This is a messenger RNA of Trichomonas vaginalis G3, 978 nucleotides long. Its product is annotated as protein of unknown function (DUF3447). NCBI's taxonomy places the organism in Eukaryota, Parabasalia, Trichomonadida, Trichomonadidae. Bases 1 to 978 code for a protein of 325 amino acids. The record is from RefSeq and is a predicted model, not a curated record. The transcript has a single exon.